UCCCAAAAGAAAGUGAUUAUUCAUUCACAAGUCUCACAAAACCUCAAAACUACAGACUUUAAAGCGCACACUCUCUGCAUUCCGCCUCUUCAAUCGCCCCUACCGUCUUCCCCUCUUCUGAUCAUUAUGUCUCGAAGAUAUGAUAGCCGUACAACAAUCUUCUCUCCCGAAGGACGUCUUCACCAAGUGGAGUAUGCAAUGGAAGCUAUUGGAAAUGCCGGCUCUGCAAUAGGAAUCUUGGCAAAAGAUGGGGUUGUUCUAGUUGGUGAAAAGAAGGUGACAUCCAAGCUGCUGCAAACCUCAACUUCAACUGAGAAAAUGUACAAAAUCGAUGAUCACGUUGCAUGUGCUGUUGCCGGGAUUAUGUCUGAUGCCAACAUCCUAAUCAAUACUGCUAGAAUCCAAGCACAGCGUUACUCAUUUGCUUACCAAGAGCCAAUGCCUGUUGAGCAGUUGGUUCAAUCUCUUUGUGAUACCAAGCAAGGUUACACACAAUUUGGUGGUCUCCGUCCGUUUGGAGUCUCUUUCCUAUUUGCAGGAUGGGACAAAAAUUACGGCCUUCAACUUUACAUGAGUGAUCCUAGUGGAAAUUAUGGUGGUUGGAAAGCCGGUGCUAUUGGUGCCAACAACCAGGCAGCACAGUCAAUUCUAAAACAGGACUACAAGGAUGAUAUCACAAGGGAAGAAGCGGUUCAACUUGCACUAAAGGUACUGAGUAAAACUAUGGACAGUACUAGUCUUACCUCGGAGAAGCUUGAACUUGCAGAAGUUUUUCUUUCACCCUCUGGAAAAGUCAAGUAUCAAGUUUGUUCCCCAGAGAAUUUGACUAAGCUGUUGGUGAAGUCUGGGGUGACCCAACCAGCAACAGACACUGCUUAGCUUGCUGUUCCAUGUCACGGGUAAUUUAUUUAUGCACCUUUCUAACAAGUGAAACUGUUCCAAAUUUAUGUGUUUUAAAAUUGUAAACUUCACAUAUCUUGGUGAUGUGAAAUUGCUGAUGGCUUUUUUAUAUUGUACGUAUAUGCUUAUUUGUUUUUAAGGGCAUAGAUCUAUGAUAUCUACUUCUGUUUAUCUUGUUUUCUUUUCUCUGUUAUCUAUACGACGAACCAGGUUAUGGAUAGAAAUGCUUGUUAGUAUUGGCGGUGUCUAUAACUUAUAACAAUUAUCUCUCACUGCUAUUACUAUAAAAUAAAGACCAUCUUGUUUCA
Molecule: messenger RNA, 1208 nt
Organism: Trifolium pratense (red clover)
Lineage: Eukaryota; Viridiplantae; Streptophyta; Magnoliopsida; Fabales; Fabaceae
Product: proteasome subunit alpha type-4-like
Exons: 2
Coding region: 127-879 (250 amino acids)
Biological process (GO): ubiquitin-dependent protein catabolic process
Cellular component (GO): nucleus; proteasome core complex, alpha-subunit complex; cytosol
Source: RefSeq, a predicted model, not a curated record